ACCUCACCAGGGACUGGCUUUCCUGCCUGUGGUGGCAGUUCCCAGAGCACCUUGAGGGACUUUAUCUCUGCCUGACAAGGAGCCCAUUGGCUGGGACGCCACGCUUGUUCCUCCAGGACCAGGAGUCCUCCAAAGCAUCGAAGCAUGGCGAACUGACACUUGAUUGGACUAGUCUCUUGCUUCUUCCUGAACUCUGAAGCCCAGAGUCUGGCCCAGUAGUCAGCAUGGGUCGUGAACAGGAUCUUAUCCUUGCUGUCAAGAAUGGAGAUGUGACCUGCGUGCAGAAACUGGUGGCUAAAGUGAAGGCUGCAAAAACAAAGCUCCUCGGCUCCACGAAGAGACUCAACAUCAACUACCAGGAUGCUGAUGGAUUCUCUGCUCUCCACCACGCUGCCUUGGGAGGCAGCCUGGAGCUCAUAGCCUUACUGCUGGAGGCUCAAGCCACUGUCGACAUCAAAGACAGCAAUGGCAUGCGCCCCCUACACUAUGCGGCCUGGCAGGGCCGGCUGGAGCCUGUGAGACUGCUCCUGCGGGCUUCUGCGGCUGUCAACGCUGCCUCGCUGGAUGGGCAGAUCCCUCUGCACCUAGCCGCACAGUAUGGGCACUAUGAGGUGUCAGAGAUGCUUCUGCAGCACCAGUCCAACCCGUGCCUAGUCAACAAGCUGAAGAAGACACCCCUGGACCUCGCCUGCGAAUUUGGGCGGCUCAGGGUGGCCCAGCUGCUUUUGAACAGCCACUUAUGUGUGGCACUGCUGGAGGGAGAGGCAAAGGACCCAUGUGACCCCAACUACACCACACCCCUGCACUUGGCUGCCAAGAAUGGUCACAGAGAAGUCAUCAGGCAGCUCUUGAAAGCUGGUAUUGAGAUCAACCGCCAGACCAAGACAGGCACCGCGCUCCAUGAGGCUGCGUUAUACGGCAAAACCGAGGUGGUGCGGCUGCUCCUAGAGGGAGGUGUGGACGUGAAUAUCCGGAACACAUAUAACCAGACGGCGCUGGACAUAGUCAAUCAGUUUACCACCUCUCAGGCCAGUCGGGAAAUCAAGCAGCUACUUCGGGAGGCUUCAGGGAUCUUGAAGGUUCGAGCACUUAAGGAUUUCUGGAACCUUCAUGACCCCACCGCUCUCAAUGUCCGGGCAGGAGAUAUCAUCACGGUGCUUGAACAGCACCCUGAUGGCCGCUGGAAGGGCCACAUCCAUGAGAGCCAAAGGGGCACAGACCGUGUCGGCUACUUUCCCCCGGGCAUCGUCGAGGUGGUCAGCAAGCGGGUGGGCAUACCCGUGGCCCGUCUCCCCUCCGCACCCACCCUGCCGCGGCCAAGCUUCUCCCGGAUAUCACAGCCCUCAGCUGAUGACCCCCUGCCACCUCUCACCUAUGGCCAGCUCCCUCGGGUGGGCCUUAGCCCAGACAGUCCAGCAGGUGACAGGAAUAGCGUGGGCAGCGAGGGCAGCGUGGGCAGCAUUCGCAGUGCGGGCAGUGGGCAGAGCUCUGAAGGCACCAAUGGCCAUGGCACUGGCCUCCUUAUCGAGAGUGCUCAGCCACUGCCCUCUGCCGGUGAGGAUCAGGUGCGGUCUGGCCUGCACGCUCCAUCCCUGCCAGACAACCUGAGCCACCGCCCUCUGGCCAGUCAUCGCUCUGGGGAGAUUUUUACCCAGGAUGUGAGGCCUAAACAGCUCCUGGAAGGGAAGGAUGCACAGGCCAUUCAUAACUGGCUAAGUGAGUUCCAGCUAGAAGGCUACACCGCCCACUUCCUGCAGGCUGGUUAUGAUGUGCCAACCAUCAGCCGAAUGACCCCCGAGGAUCUGACGGCCAUUGGCGUGACCAAGCCUGGACACAGGAAGAAGAUCGCCUCCGAGAUUGCCCAGCUCAGCAUUGCCGAGUGGCUGCCCAACUAUAUCCCGGUGGACUUGCUGGAGUGGCUGUGUGCGCUGGGGCUGCCACAGUACCACAAGCAUCUUGUGAGCAGCGGCUAUGAUUCCAUGGGGCUGGUGGCCGAUCUCACCUGGGAGGAGCUGCAGGAGAUAGGCGUGAACAAGUUGGGGCAUCAGAAGAAGCUAAUGCUAGGCGUGAAACGACUGGCAGAGCUUCGGCGGGGCCUGCUGCACGGGGAGGCCCUAGGUGAAGGCGGACGAAGGCUGACCAGGGGUCCAGAACUGAUGGCCAUUGAAGGCCUAGAGAAUGGGGAAGGUCCAGCUUUGACUGGCCCUCGCCUCCUCACCUUUCAGGGCAGUGAGCUGAGCCCAGAACUACAGGCAGCUAUGGCAGGGGGUGGCCCAGAACCACUACCCCUCCCCCCUGCCCGCUCUCCUAGCCAGGAAAGCAUUGGCGCCCGCUCACUGGGAUCUGGCCACUCCCAAGAACAGCCCGCCUCCCAGCCCACUGUUGGUGACUCCAGUGCCCCACAGGAAAGGAACCUUCCGGAGGGUACAGAGCGUCCCUCUAAGCUUUGUUCCUCAAUCCCUGGCCAAGGACCUGCCCCAUACGUCUUCAUGUGUCCACAGAGUUCACCUUCUAGCCCAGACCCAGGGCCACCUUCCAGUGCUCCCCGUGCCCUCUCCUACUUGGCUGGCUCUCCUGCCGCUCCUCCAGACCCACCUCGGCCCAAACGCCGGUCCCACAGCCUGAGCCGCCCUGGUCCUGCUGAGGGCGAAGCAGAAGGGGAGGCUGAACGGCCCGUGGGCAGUGCUUUGGGCAGUUAUGCCACCUUGACUCGGAGACCAGGACGCAGCACCCUUACCCGGACUAGCCCUAGUCUGACGCCAACACGAGGGACCCCCCGAAGCCAGUCCUUUGCCCUCCGUGCCCGUCGUAAAGGGCCCCCGCCCCCACCCCCCAAGCGCCUCAGUUCGGUCUCUGGCCCCACCGAGCCACCUUCACUAGAUGCAAGCUCAGGGCCCAAGGAAGGGACCAUCGGUCCCCGGAGGAGAACGCUGAGUGAACCAACUGGCCCCUCAGAGUCCCCUGGUCCUUCUGCCCCAACUGGCCCUGUGUCAGACACGGAAGAAGAGGAGCCUGGCCCCGAGGGGACACCCCCAUCCAGAGGCAGCUCCGGGGAAGGGCUGCCCUUCGCAGAGGAGGGAAACCUAACUAUCAAGCAGCGACCGAAGCCAGCAGGGCCGCCUCCCCGCGAGACACCUGUGCCCCCUGGCCUUGACUUCAACCUCACAGAGUCGGAUACUGUCAAACGGAGGCCCAAAUGCAAGGAGAGAGAGCCACUACAGACUGCACUGUUGGCCUUUGGGAUAGUGGGUAGUGAUACCCCUAGUCCCUCUGCCCCCCUGUCCCCCCAGGCCCCCUGUGAAUCUCCCUCAGCUUCCUCUAACCCUCUGCGGUCCGAGCCCAGUAGCCUUUCAUCUCAAGGAACUCCGGCCCCUUCUCUCAGCCCCGUAUCUCAGCCACCUGGCCGCCCAGGGCCCUGUGUUGGGCCAGUUCUAGAAAACUCCACAGGUGGCCGGCUGAAUGUGGAGCUGGAACCUCCAGCUGCUCCUGCUGCCCUCCUCAAAGUGCCAGGAGCAGGAACAGCUCCCAAGCCUGUGUCUGUGGCCUGCACUCAGCUGGCAUUUUCUGGCCCAAAGCUGGCUCCCCGGCUCGGCCCCCGCCCAGUACCCCCUCCGAGGCCUGAGAGUACUGGGCCUGUGUGUCCAGGCCGGGCCCAACAGAGACUGGAGCAAACCAGCUCAUCCUUGGAAGCUGCACUGAGGGCAGCCGAGAAGAGCAUUGGCACCGAGGAGCAGGAGGGCCCCACAGCGACCAAGCGCAUUCUGGAUGACAUCAGCACCAUGUUUGAUGCCCUGGCUGACCAGCUGGAUGCCAUGCUAGACUGAGCAAAACUGGCCUGUGACUCUCCCACAGUGGCCUGCCAGGGUUCACCACCUGAGGCCUGGCAUGGAAGAAGCCCCUGCCACCCAAGGGAUAGGCAGAGGCUUGGUGGGGAUGCAGUAUCCUUCAUAGCAGAAGUUGUCCUACGGCUCCAAGCAGUGGCUGUUAGUCCCACUGGGAGCUGAGAGGACCUGUCAGAACCUGACUGAGGGGCCUUAGCUAUGUGGGAGCAAAGUCUUCCCGUGUGCAGCUGACUGCACAGCUUUGGCCUCUGAAUAGGGACUCUCGUAAGAGCAUCCUCUAGGAGGAGG
Messenger RNA from Acomys russatus (golden spiny mouse), 4130 nucleotides. RefSeq names its product CASK interacting protein 2 (gene Caskin2). The record is from RefSeq and is a predicted model, not a curated record. Bases 225 to 3824 code for a protein of 1199 amino acids. The transcript has 19 exons. Gene Ontology annotation, molecular function: protein binding. Lineage: Eukaryota; Metazoa; Chordata; Mammalia; Rodentia; Muridae.